AUGCCUCUCAGACUCGAAAUCAAGCGAAAGCUUGCGCAGAGAUCAAGAAGAGUGAAAUGUGUGGAUCUACAUCCAACGGAACCAUGGAUUCUGGCAAGUUUAUACUCUGGAAAUGUCUGCAUCUGGAAUUACCAAUCUCAGACCAUGGCCAAAUCCUUCGAGGUCACUGAGUUACCAGUUAGAUCAGCCAAGUUUGUGGCACGCAAAUAG
Lathyrus sativus (Indian pea) is the source of this 210-nucleotide messenger RNA. NCBI's taxonomy places the organism in Eukaryota, Viridiplantae, Streptophyta, Magnoliopsida, Fabales, Fabaceae. The record is from the annotation of a GenBank genome assembly.